Gongylonema pulchrum is the source of this 513-nucleotide messenger RNA. The record is from the annotation of a GenBank genome assembly. Lineage: Eukaryota; Metazoa; Nematoda; Chromadorea; Rhabditida; Gongylonematidae.
AUGGAAGAGUACGAAGGUCCUGAACCGGGUACAUGUUCACUGCAGCAGCAACAUGCGGUACAAAUGGUACUCAGUUUGUUUGGUGUUAUUUUGAGACCUCUGCAUGACUGCUUAGCCGACUUGCCAAAAAUCCUGGAUGGAUCAACUCCACUGCCAUCAAAAAUGCGAAGAGUGUUGCCAGCUAUUUUCGUUAUUUCCGAAUGGCUUUCGAUGCCAACAGUAAAUCGUUUAUAUGGAAGUAUGCCAUCAUUGGAAUCAAUUGAAACUCCACUGUUACGUAUUGAUACGUGGAAAAUAUUGGCGGAUAUAGCGAAUGCAUUGGUUAGCGCCGAAUCGCAGGGCGUUCUGUCGAGGAGUCUUGCACAAUCGGAUGCAAAAUCGGAAGAAUUCACGGAAAUUGUCCUUCCUGAAUCGGUAUUUUUGGCCUCAUUUAUCGAUGUCUUCACAGUGGUACCAAAAUCGUUGCGGAUGUCAUUGCUAGCAAAUAUUGAUCUUCGCAAUAAUGUGAGUUGA